Messenger RNA from Aspergillus oryzae RIB40, 1371 nucleotides. Its product is annotated as HET domain-containing protein. Bases 1 to 1371 code for a protein of 456 amino acids. The record is from RefSeq and is a predicted model, not a curated record. The transcript is spliced from 2 exons. Lineage: Eukaryota; Fungi; Ascomycota; Eurotiomycetes; Eurotiales; Aspergillaceae.
AUGCGGGAAAGGUCUCAGGUCGUGCCAAAGCGCGUUAUUUUCGUUGGAACAGAUCAUUCAGAUCAGCUGCAACUCCGGGAGUCCGCACACAUAACACAGCCAUUUGACUAUAUCACGCUAUCGCACUGUUGGGGCAAGCCGACCGAUGAGGAGAUGGAGCGAUUCCGUACCACGCCUCGAAACUACCAGAAACGACUAGAGGGGUUCAGCUAUCAGGGCCUUCCAAAAGCUUUCCAGGACGCUAUUACAGUGACCCGAGAAUUGAACAAGCAGUAUCUUUGGAUUGAUGCUCUCUGCAUCAUUCAAGGUGACCAGAAAGACUGGGAGGAGGAAGGUGCAAGGAUGGACAAAGUAUUUGCCUCUGCAUACUGCACGAUCGCGUCAAGUUCAGCAUCCGGUUGGCAUGAUGGCUUCCUCAAUCGCACUCAGAAUUUCUGUCAAUCAGAGGGAGUCAGCUCCGAUCAAAAGAUCAUUGAUGACUUUUGUAAGCUUGUUGAUGAAGGCCAACUGCAUACACGGGCCUGGGUGCUGCAAGAAAGAGCGCUUUCUCGCCGAACUAUCUAUUUCACUGCACAACAGACAUACUGGGAAUGUGGAAGGGGAGUUCGUUGCGAGAAUUUUACCACAUUAAGAUGUCCCACUACUAGAUUAUAUCUACUUGACUCACGGUUUCCUGAGCGGCUCGUACUCGCAGGUUAUAAAACGGCAGCCUUAUUUCUCCAAGAGCUUAUCACUGACUACUCUCGUCGUGAUCUUACCUUUCCGAAAAAGGAUAAGGUAGUUGCAUUUUCCGGCAUAGCUGAACGUAUUAAGGAAGUUCUAGCUACUGAAUUCAGAUACGGUGUCUUUCAUUGCUUUCUUUCUCGGCUCCUCUUGUGGAAGCGGGCUGGAAUGGAGAGUGAUCAAAUUUUUUACGACAAUGAUUAUGUGCCGUCGUGGUCUUGGAUGCGCUAUAACGGUAAAAUUGACUUUCUGACACAGUCGGCUCUUCAAGUCCCAAGGAACGAAAGCCUAAGCUUUGACAACUCCGAGCGCGGCAUCAAUAUCGAAGUUCGACAACUUGAAGAUUGUUAUACGCGAGAAAGGGACGGAGAGCAUAUAAUAUUCAGCAAGGCAAAGAGGGUCGAAGUUAUGAAGGGAGUCGAAGUCGGCAUCCUACAUUUCGACAUGGGUUCGACGGCCGAGGUUGAGUCUCGAAACUGUGUCGUCAUUGCAAUGAGUCAAGAUGACGAUAAGGAUGACCCUAACAAGGAAUACUAUAUACUUGCCGUACAAAGAACGUCGGGAGAGGAGGAGUAUGAAAGGCUGGGAGUUGGGCGAGUGCGAGCAUGCUACGUCUCGAAAGGAAGUACUUCUGGGAAGCUUCUGUGA